AUGCAGAGUGAAGAUGUGGACAACGCUUUUGAUGAUCACGUCAAAGUACUGGAGGACAACGAUGAAACUAUGGACGAUCAAUUAAAAACAAUAGCUGAUUUUAUUUCGCGGUGUGAUCCUUCGAAGAAACCAUUUCUAAAUCAGAGUUUCAAGGAUUUGGAUUCUGUGUAUGAGUUCUAUAAAGAAUAUGGAAGAGUUUGUGGUUUCGUUAUCAGAAAAUCAGAUGGAAAAAAACGACCGAUCAGAUCUGUUCACGUUUUCGAUUCAGAUGGUGGUGAUAGUGGUGGAGAUGGUGGAGGUGAAGGUAGAAAUAAUGGAGGUGGAGGUGGAGAUGAAGGUGGUGGUUAUGGAGGAGGCGGGUGGCAUAGAGGUGGUAGUGGUUAUGAAGGAGUCGACGACGAAGGUGGUGGCAGUAGAGGUGGGGUUGGUGAAGAAUCUGAAGUUGGAGGUGAGUUUGGUGAAGAUGGAGGUGGAGAUGGGGUUGUUUAUAAAUUUAGUGAUAUUUGCUUUAGGAUUUAG
Daucus carota subsp. sativus is the source of this 519-nucleotide messenger RNA. RefSeq names its product glycine-rich RNA-binding protein 2-like. The record is from RefSeq and is a predicted model, not a curated record. The transcript has 4 exons. Bases 1 to 519 code for a protein of 172 amino acids. Lineage: Eukaryota; Viridiplantae; Streptophyta; Magnoliopsida; Apiales; Apiaceae.